AUGAGCGAUCAAGUUAAAAUAUCAGGAACACUGAUGGAACGACAAAAAGCGCUUGAAAAAUCGCAACAAAGCUGGAAAAACAGCCAACAAAAGGCAAAUAUCGUUCCACAAAACAAAUUGUCUGACAGACUCGCUGGUCUUCAGAAAAAUGCAACUUGGCAGAAAAAAUCUUCAUCUGAUCCCCUUCCCGUGUCAUCUGGAAAACUCUCAGAUCGACUCGCCCAAUGCCAGGAGAAUGCGAAAUACAAAGAAAAGAAGAUGGAGGUACAGAGUGCGGGCAAUUUGAAUAAAAAGCUUGACUUGCUAAAUGCGGCGGAAAGCAAUUGGAAGAAAAAGGUCGAACAUAAAGAUCAUCAAAGCUUGUCGACUUCCGCAAAGGCACAAAAAUCCGGAAACAAAUUCUCCAAAACCCCGUCUCGAACAACCUCUCUACCAGUCAAAUCCGUCAUCAAGCCGCAAACCAUCAAGUUAUCCAAAAACUCCGAGGCGCGUUCAAAAUCAUUGUCAGAGGACAUUUCCGACCUUGAAAAGCUGGCAACACGAAAGGGAGAAGAUUCCGUCUCGCUGAAAGUAACAAGAAAUCAGAAAAUUCCGAAGUUCGACGAAAGCAUUCUUGAUGAAAUUCUCUCGCCUUCGUUCAAAGAAAAUGUUCAACCGGCGAAGGAUGCGGAGGACUUUUCUUUCAUUCCUCAAUCACCUCCUCCGAAAAUCACCCGGCUUUCAAAGCCAAGAAGAAAGCGCCCCGCUCGGGAGCAAAACCGCAAUCCUCUGAGAUCCGCGCCGAUUGGAGAGGAUAACUACACGGAAGAAAAGACUAAUUUGUCGGAGAAAAUGUCCGGGAAGGUCUUUACGAAUUCCGCCCUUGCUGGUUUAGCGGCGAAAGAAGACAUCAACGCCGUCAAAUUGAAAUCCAAAAAUGAUCGGUUACUCGCUGAUGAUUCGCCAUACAAACACCCGAUGCUGAUAAAACUCAAGGGGAGAAAGCGAGCUUUUCCGUUUGUCGUUCCUUGCUCGAUCUCAUCCCUCACCAAUGAUGACUCAUUCAUCCUCAUCACUCAAAGUACCGUCUUCGUUUUCCUUUCCGAGUUCUCCAACAUCGUAGAAAAAGCAAAAGCGAAAGAUUUUGCCCGGUUUGUUUGCCAGACAUCAGAUUUGGGCACGAAAAAUCCAGUUUACAAGCUUGUCAGUGCAAAAACCAACGAGUUCUGGAAAAUCCUCGGUGGAAAAAUGGAAGACAUAGAAGAGGUCAAAUACGACCCAGAUAUGGCAGAUGAUGAUUUUGAGGCAGAGUGCUUUUCGAAUUCAAGAGUUUGGGAAGUGAUAAAAGCUGAAAAUGAAGAUUCAGCGAUGCUUAAACCGGUUGAAAACCAAUGGGGAAGAAGUCCGAGCCAAAAGGACCUGGAGAGCGAAAAGAUCUUCGUCUUCGAAUUUGGUGCCGAAAUUUACACCUGGAUCGGGGCAAAAGCUCAGUAUCGACUUAGAACAAAGGCGAAAGAGCUUGUCAAUUAUCUGAUCGCUAAUUAUUACGGUGAAUCUGAUCUAGAAUCGAUGAUCAUUGGCCGAGUUACCGAACAUAGGGAGACCUCGUUGUUCUCCGAAAAAUUCGUCGACUGGAUUCGACCGAACCAAGAAAAUGUCCUUUUACCUAUCGCAGAACGAAACAAACUCAACAUUCAAAUCAUCGACUACAAACCCGUGACCCCAGAUCUCGACACAGAAACUCCCGACUAUCCCCUGACCGAAGGGAAAUUCAACGUCUCCGGCGGAGAUGGCGAAAUCGUCGGCGAUGAUGGACGAAUCAUGAAAAUUUCAACGAUCAGUUAUGAAAAACUCACCCCGAUGAAUGGAAAAUUAAAGACGAUCAGCAAGAGUACUUUGACUUCUGAAGAUGUUGUUCUCGUAAUAUGGAAGUUUUCAAUCGCUGGGACGGGCAAAUGGUUUGGAAAACAAAUGAAGAGCGUGAGAAAUCAGCAAGAUCUGCCAAAGGGAAGCCAAAAGGAAGUACUGUUCCUCUGGGGCGGAACUGAAGCAUCGGAACUCCUGCUUGGAGAAGCUGCUCUUCUUGCGCAGGAUUUGGGACUCGGAGUGACUCACAAUCUCAAGCCGGGGAUGGAACCGAAGGCGUUUUUGAAAGCUUGGAGUGGAAGACUAACGAUUGAGAAAUCAGCAAACUCUGGCGACAAAUUAUACACGAACUGUGAUUCCUUGACUAUGGAGGUCACUUGCGACAAGGAAUCAGUGAGACACGGAAUGAACUUCUUCUACCGAAAAGAAGGAGGGAGAAGAGUUCAAAUGGGAAGUGGUGGGCCAAGCUGGUUCUCGGAAACGCCGAAAGAGCCUGUUGAAAAAGUUGAAAAAUUAUGGUCAGCGGAGAAUUUCAAAGAUCGAAUUGUUGCGAUUGAGCUGCCCUCAAGAAAAAUCUGGAAGAACUACCCAUACGAGCUUUCUCAACUUACAUCCCUCAGCCUCUUAAUGACCAAUAUCAGAAUCUACAUCAUCUCCGACACGCCAAAAACAGAGGGCUCCCAUGCACAGGACUUUCAAAAGCGAGUCGAGUGUGUUCGUGAAAUUGCGAAGAACAUCUCAAAUGGAAAAACAAUCAAAAAAAUUGAAAAAUCGACUUUACCUCAUCGUUUCAAAUGCCUUUUUCCUCCUGUAUAA
This is a messenger RNA of Oikopleura dioica, 2661 nucleotides long. NCBI's taxonomy places the organism in Eukaryota, Metazoa, Chordata, Appendicularia, Copelata, Oikopleuridae. The record is from the annotation of a GenBank genome assembly.